AUGUAUCUCAAGCUGGCACCGACGAUAUCGCGCAAGAGGCCCGUGUCCGGCUACCAGAAUCUGCGCUUUCUCAACAUCUCCGCAAGCGUAGCCCGCCCGACACCUGUGACGACGCCCAACACAAGUUUCGUGGAAGAGUUGAAGAAGGUCCGUGAGCUGCGACUGCUGGAGGGAGAUUCUAUCGGUGUCCGGGCGUACUCGACCUCCAUUGCGACGGCCUCUGAUACUGAGAAGGCAGCAGAAGUCUCGCGCUUGCCCGGCUGCGGCUUGAAGAUUGCCGAGUUAUACCAGCACUGGAGGGAGCAUGGUUCUCUGGCCGAGGCGGAAGAAGGAAGCAAGAACGAAAGGUUGUCUGUGUUGAAACUAUUCUACGACAUCUGGGGCGUCGGCGAUACUACAGCACGGGAAUUCUACAAUAAGGGAUGGCGUGACUUGGAUGAUAUUGUCGAAUUCAACUGGGGGCACCUCAGCCGCGUGCAACAGAUCGGCGUCAAAUUCUACGACGACUUCAAGCUCAAGAUCCCCCGGCCAGAAGUGGAGGAGAUUGGGAACAUCAUCCUCGGCCAUGCCCAGGCUAUAGAUGGUGGUUACCAGAUGGUCAUAGUCGGUGGCUACAGGCGCGGUAAAGCCCAGAGCGGCGACGUUGAUGUAGUCCUCAGCCAUCCGGACGAAACGAAGACGCUGCGAUUCGUUGAGAAGAUUGUGCGCGCACUUGAGAAAAGCGAGCACAUCACGCAUACGUUGACCCUCUCUGUACGGAACAGUGAACGGGGUCAGACAGCGCUGCCUUGGAAGGGCGAAGGCCGGCAUGGCUCGGGCUUCGACACGCUUGACAAGGCUCUGGUCGUAUGGAAGAACCCUCAGGACGCCAAAUCGCCUCAUCGACGAGUUGACAUAAUCAUUACGCCCUGGAAGACAGCCGGCUGCGCGGUACUGGGCUGGAGCGGAGGUACUACCUUUCAGCGUGACCUGCGACGAUACUGCAAGGUUGAGAAGGGCUUGAAAUUCGACAGCAGCGGCAUUCGCAGCCGAUCUGAUGGCAGCUGGGUGGGUGUCGAGAGGGACCCGGAGCUAGGGCCGGCACCAGACAUGGUCACCGCAGAGAAGCGUGUCUUUGAGGCAUUGGACCUGCCAUACAGGCCGCCUGAAGAGAGGUGCACAGGCUGA
Messenger RNA from Emericellopsis cladophorae, 1167 nucleotides. RefSeq names its product DNA polymerase type-X family protein-like protein. Gene Ontology annotation, molecular function: DNA binding; DNA-directed DNA polymerase activity. The record is from RefSeq and is a predicted model, not a curated record. Gene Ontology annotation, cellular component: nucleus. Bases 1 to 1167 code for a protein of 388 amino acids. The transcript has 3 exons. Gene Ontology annotation, biological process: double-strand break repair via nonhomologous end joining. NCBI's taxonomy places the organism in Eukaryota, Fungi, Ascomycota, Sordariomycetes, Hypocreales, Bionectriaceae.